Molecule: messenger RNA, 1383 nt
Organism: Prorocentrum cordatum
Lineage: Eukaryota; Dinophyceae; Prorocentrales; Prorocentraceae
Source: the annotation of a GenBank genome assembly
AUGAGCUCCGCGAGCAAGGGACGGUUUGUGAAGCGUGAUGUGAACGCAGCAAUUGCUACUAUCAAGACACAACGCACCAUCCAAUUCGUUGACUGGCGCCUCACGGGUCUCAAAUGCGGCAUCAACUACCAGCUUCCCGCAGUGGUCUUUGUUGACGACCUUGCCACGGUGAUGCGUGCCUGCUGCACGAUCGGCAACUCAAACGCCAUCGCGGAGGUUUUGUCGCGUAUCGACCACCAGUUAGACCUCGUGUUCUCGAAGCGUGCGUUCGUACACUGGUAUGUGGGCGAGGGUAUGCAGAAGUGUGAGUUCUCCGAGGCUCGCGAGGAUCUGGCGGCACUGGAGAUGGACUGCGAGGAGGUGGGCGUUGAGACGGCGGAGGGCGAGGGCGAGGAGGGGGGCGACGGUCGCCCCUCGACCACCUGCGUGCUCUCCGCGAAGGAGGUCGGCGUGGCCUCCACGCUGACGGCGCCGUCCGCGCCCGCGGCGGAGGCCGCGCCCGCGAGGGCGCCCCGGCGGCGGAAGCCGCGGCCUCCCGCGGAGGUGCCCGGCGCCGCCGACGGCGACGCCGGCGAGGCCCCGGGCGACCUCGACAGGGGCAACGCGACAGCCGCACGCGGCUGCGAGCGCCAGCUGCCCUGGGGGCCCUGCGGGCAGCGCGACGGAGUUGCGUGUGCACCCCGCAGUGGCGCCCCGGAGGGCUGCCCUUUGGGCCCGCCCGACUGGUGCCCGCGCCGGCCGAGCUCCGACAAAAAGUCCGCGGCCGCGGCGCGACGGCUGCCCAGGCUCGAGCUCCCGCCGGGGCCCUGCGCGCCCCAGCUGCUGGCCUGGCCCGCGCUCGGGCGCGCCAGGGCGGCGGGCCCCCUGCCCGGCGAGGAGGCCCCGGGCGGCCUCCUCGGCGGCCCGGCGCGCGGCGGGCGCCGCGGGGCCUCCGCCUCGGCCCGCGCCACGGGCCUGCUGGCGGACCCGUGCGCGGGCGCCGCGGCCCGCGGGGGCGGGCGGUCGCGGCGUGCGCUGGGCGCGUUCCUGGGCGACUGCAGGGGCGACUGCCGCCGCACCACGGCUCCCAGGGGCGGCGACUCGGCCUUUGCCGCGGGGCCGGAGGCGCCCACGGCCCCGGAGGGGCCGCUGGUGGCCGGCCGGCUGGCAGGCGCUGCGGGCGGCGGCGCCGAGGCGGGUGACGCGGGCGCGGCCGGCGCCGGGCUGCUGCCGCAUCCGUCCCCGAGGCUGCGGCUGAUGAGCCCUCCCCGGCCAGACGGCCCGAUGGACCACGGGGAGGUGGAGCGGACCAGCGCCGAGGCGGAGCUGGAGAGGCAGGCCGAGGAUCCCGAGAGGGCGGAGGAGCUGCUGCGGGAGGCUGCCAGAGAGGAAGGGAUGGGCUGA